CCGUCCCGGGCGGGAGCUGGCGAUCUGGCGAUGGGGCGGAUUGCGGGCCGGAGAGCGGCGGCCUAGCGAGACGGGAGGCGGGAGGCGGGAGGCGGGAGGCGGGAGGCAGGCGGCCGGCGGGCCUGGAGCGGGCUGCCGCUCCCCAGUCGGGCCGGGCCGUGGCGCGGAGCGCGGGGGCCGGGCUCCCAGGCAGGCGGCCAUGGGCGGGAGCCGGUGGCGGCAGCCGCAGUUGCGGGCCAGGCGGGCGGGAAGGCGAGCAGCCUCAGGCCCCUGACGGCCCCCGUGGCCCAGCGCGCCCCCGCGCCUCUUAGGGGGCCGUAGCCAAGCAACGCCCGGCGCGCCGCCCAUCCCCCGCUGCCCUUUUUUUCCCUGGCCGGGUGCGAGGGAGCAUGCCCGCGCCUGGCCUCCGCCUGUGCCGACUGCUGCCGAGGGGCGUGGAGCGGCCCCUCCCUCGGGGCUGUGCCCCCCGCCCCCCGCGCUAGGCUAUGGCCCGCGGCCCGGGACCCGCGGGUCCUUGCGCGGGCCACUGAGCGCCUCUCGCACCGCGCCCCUGUCCGGCCAGCACCAUGGGAUGCAAUAUGUGCGUGGUCCAGAAACCGGAGGAGCAGUACAAAGUGAUGCUGCAGUUUCUAGCCCCUGUCCCAGAACCCACUUGCUGGCGACUGCCCUCGAGGAGGGGGACAUUGGUCCUCCUGCCUAGCUGUCGGAGGUGGUCCCGCUCUGAGCACCCCGCCCCCGCGAGAGGACAGGUGAACGGGAAGGAGCUCUCCAAGCUGUCUCAGGAGCAAACCCUGGAGGCCCUGCGCUCCUCCAAGGAGCCCCUGGUGAUCCAGGUGCUGAGACGCAGCCCCCGCCUCCGGGGGGACAGCUCCUGCCAUGACCUGCAGUUGGUGGACAGCGGCACGCAGACCGACAUCACCUUCGAGCAUAUCAUGGCGCUGGGCAAGCUGCGCCCGCCCACCCCGCCCAUGGUCAUCCUGGAGCCGUACGUCCUGUCUGAGCUCCCCCCCAUCAGCCAUGAGUAUUAUGACCCGGCGGAGUUCAUGGAGGGCGGCCCGCAGGAGGCAGACCGUAUGGACGAGCUGGAGUAUGAGGAGGUGGAGCUGUAUAAGACCAGCCACCGAGACAAGCUGGGCCUGAUGGUGUGCUACCGCACAGACGACGAGGAGGACCUGGGCAUCUAUGUUGGAGAGCCUCGCUGGUGCCGGUGCUCACUCAGGGAUAAGGUGAACCCCAACAGCAUUGCAGCCAAAGAUGGCCGGAUCCGCGAGGGAGACCGCAUAGUGCAGAUUAACGGGGUGGACGUGCAGAACCGGGAGGAGGCAGUGGCCAUCCUGAGCCAGGAGGAGAACACCAACAUCUCUCUUCUGGUGGCCCGACCCGAGAGCCAGUUGGCCAAGCGCUGGAAGGACAGUGACCGGGAUGACUUCCUGGAUGACUUUGGCUCUGAGAAUGAGGGGGAGCUGCGUUCACGGAAGCUGAAGUCGCCCCCUGCCCAGCAGCCCGGUACUGAGGAGGAGAAGGGGGUCCCUACCUCGGGCCCCGGCCUGAGCAACAGCCAAGAGCUGGACAGCGGGGUGGGCCGCACCGAUGAGAGCACCCGCAACGAGGAAAGCUCCGAGCACGACCUGCUGGGUGACGAACUCCCGAGCACCACCAACACGCCUGGCACGCUGCGCAAGUUCAGCCUGCAAGGCGACGCGCCACAGGCCCGAGACCUGCACUUCAGCAUGGAGUCCCUGCUCGCUGAGGGCGCGGGCCUGGCCGCCGACGUGCCGGGCCUCACUGACGAGGAGUACGAGCGCUACCGGGAGCUGCUGGAGAUCAAGUGCCACCUGGAGAACGGCAACCCGCUGGGACUGCUCUUCCCCCGUGCGGCGGGCAGCACCGGCGCCCUGGACGUGAACCGCAACGAGAGCCUGGGCCACGAGAUGGCCAUGCUGGAGGAGGAGCUGCGCCACCUGGAGUUCAAGUGCCGCAACAUCCUGCGCGCGCAGAAGAUGCAGCAGCUGCGGGAGCGCUGCCUUAAGGCCUGGCUGCUGGAAGAGGAGAGCCUGUACGAGCCGGGCGCCGGAGAGCCCAAGAAGCACGAGCUGUCCGACAUUUCCGAGCUACCCGAGAAGUCGGACAAGGACAGCACCAGUGCCUACAACACUGGGGAGAGCUGCCGCAGCACCCCGCUGCUGGCCGAGCCCCUGUCCGACAGCCCCCUGCGGCGGGCGGCCGCCGCGGGCAACUCCAACUUGAACCGGACCCCCUGCGGGCCCCCUGCGGCCGCUGCUGCCCCCCCCAAGGCGACCCCUCCACCCGGGAGCCCCGCCAAGUUCCGCUCCCUGUCCCGCGAUCCCGAUGGGGGCCGGAGACAACACUCGGAGGAGCGAGUCCGGCGCAGCCCCAAGACGGGGGCUACCGGGGCCAGCCUGGAACGUGUGGGUCCCGAAGGCAGCCCAUACCUGUCGAGGCGCCCCCGAGGCCAGGGCCAGGAGGGCGCGCACUACCACAGCUGCAUGCAGCUGGCGGCGCCGCGCGGCCUGGACGAACUGGGCCCCCGGCCGCUGGGCCUGGCGGGUGGUCCUCGGGUUGGGGGCGCAGUAGCCGGCGAGGCGCCCCGCAUGGAGUGGAAGGUGAAGGUGCGCAGCGACGGGACCCGCUACGUGGCCAAGAGGCCGGUGCGCGACCGCCUCCUGAAGGCGCGAGCGCUGAAGAUCCGCGAGGAGCGCAGCGGCAUGACCACUGACGACGACGCGGUGAGCGAGAUGAAGAUGGGCCGCUACUGGAGCAAGGAAGAGCGCAAGCAGCACCUGAUUCGCGCGCGCGAGCAGCGCAGGCGGCGCGAGUUCAUGAUGCAGAGCCGGCUAGAGUGUCUGCGGGAGCAGCACGGCGACAGCAGGGCCGAGCUCAACAUCAUCGCCCUGAGCCACCGCAAGACCAUGAAGAAGCGGAACAAGAAGAUCCUGGACAACUGGAUCACCAUCCAGGAGAUGCUGGCGCAUGGCACGCGCUCGGCUGAUGGCAAGCGCGUCUACAACCCGCUGCUCUCCGUCACCACCGUCUGAGCCACUGGGAGCCUCCCGCCCGGCGCCCCUUCCUGCCCCCUAGACCCAGUGUGUUUGUGUGUGCGCGCGCGCGGCGCGCGCAGGACCUGCAGUGGGAAGUCCCAGAGGAGGGCCACUUCCCUAACGGCGCCUGCUUCCUUCUCUCCCUGUGGACAGUACCGAGUCGCCGGCUGGCACGGAGCGCCCUCCAGCUGAGUGCCUGCAGAUGCCACUCGAGCCCACGUGCCUCCAGGCCCUCUCAGCUCGAGGACUGGGGACUGACAAGGAAGAUGUGCAGACGGACCGUCCAAGCACAAUAAUGUCCUGCCGGGACGCAGCCGCCUCCCUCCCUCCCUCCCCCACGCCUUGGUUAUUAUCUGAAGACAAAGGCGCCCCUGAUUUCUGUGCUGUUUUGCUUUCUGUGCUUGCCCGUCGUGGUUUCUGUUUUGUGGACCUGCUGGGGGGCUGGUAGCCCUUCAGGCAGCCUGACCAAGGUGGGGUCCUGAGUGAUGGCUGGGAAGGAGGGUGGGGGGAGGAGAGGGAGGGCUGGGGGAGGGAGGGAAAGGGCGGGGAGAGGGAGGAAUAGGAAGCAGCUUCCCUGCUGGCCUCCACCCCAGGUGCGGGCCUGCAGUUGGAGAGACACACCCAGGAACCUAGGGAGAGGUGAGCCGGGCCCAAGGACUGUGAGAGGGCCUCUCUCCUGAGCUGGUGCUGAGUGGGGAUGGGCUCAGGAGCCAAGGCGCAUGGGUAGUGAGAGCAGCAGAACCAAGUGAGAGGCAGGGACCAUCCGUUCAGAGAGGCCCACACUGCAGGCAGACAGGCUGCCCUUGCCAGCAUCGGUGUCCCAAUAAAGCAAGCUGCCUUUUUACUCA
Molecule: messenger RNA, 3907 nt
Organism: Erinaceus europaeus (western European hedgehog)
Lineage: Eukaryota; Metazoa; Chordata; Mammalia; Eulipotyphla; Erinaceidae
Gene: PDZD4
Product: PDZ domain containing 4
Exons: 10
Coding region: 567-3056 (829 amino acids)
Molecular function (GO): protein binding
Source: RefSeq, a predicted model, not a curated record